AGGGCAGUAUUGUGCCACGUUGAUGGAGGAGGCCAGUGGGGACGUGGAACUGUUCCUAUGUGUAACCGGGCCAGCCGCUGACUCUCUGCACACAGUUUACUAACCCGAGAAAAAGGAUUUCUGAGCCGCUGAUUAAAGUUUUACCCUGUUCAGACCGCGUGGAUGAGCUGUGCAUGCCUGUGAGCAGCGACCAGAGGGAAGGAUGAAGCUGAAAGAGAUAAACCGCACUGCCAUACAGGCUUGGAGCCCGGCACAGCACCACCCCAUUUACUUGGCAGCAGGCACGUCUGCUCAACAGCUCGAUGCUACCUUUAGCACCAAUGCCUCCCUGGAGAUCUUUGAACUGGACCUGGCCGAGCCCAGUUUGGCCAUGAAGUCGUGUGGUGCUUUCUCCUCACCUCAAAGAUAUCACAAACUAGUUUGGGGCCCACAUGGGAUUGAUGAGCACGGGCAGCCCUCUGGAGUUCUGAUUGCUGGAGGAGAGACGGGCAACAUUAUCCUUUAUGAUCCCUCCAAGAUCAUCGCGGGAGACAGUGAAGUAGUUAUUGCAGAGAGUGAUAAACACUCAGGGCCUGUUCGAGCUCUCGACGUCAAUCAUUUUCAGUCGAACCUGUUCGCCUCUGGAGGAAAUGAGUCAGAAAUCUACAUCUGGGACUUGAACAGUUUUGGCACACCGAUGACUCCAGGACCGAAAUCACAGCCUCUGGAGGACAUUAGCUGCGUGGCCUGGAACUGCCAAGUACAGCACAUCCUCGCCUCAGCCAGUCCCGGAGGGAGAGCGUCCAUCUGGGACCUAAGAAAGAAUGACCUCAUCAUCAAAGUCAGCGACCACAGUAACAGGAUGCAUUGCUCUGGCCUGGCCUGGAACCCAGAGGUGGCCACUCAGCUGGUGGUGGCCUCGGAGGACGACCGCAUGCCUGUUAUUCAAAUGUGGGACCUGCGCUUUGCCACUUCCCCACUCAAAGUCCUGGAAAACCACACAAGGGGUGUCCUGGCCAUUGCUUGGAGUCUGGCUGACCCUGAGUUGCUGCUGAGCUGUGGGAAAGAUAACCGUAUUCUGUGCUGGAACCCAAACACUGCUGAGGUUCUUUACGAGCUUCCCACCAGCUCUCAGUGGUGCUUUGACAUCCAGUGGUGCCCCAGGAACCCAGCUGUGCUGUCUGCCGCUUCUUUUGAUGGACGGAUCAGCAUCUACUCUAUAAUGGGAGGCAGUAACGAUGCCGUCAACACUGCACAGGCUGAUCAGUUAAGUUCCUCGUUUGGCAACAUGGACCCCUUCGGCACAGGCCAGACCUUGCCACCGCUGCAGCUGCCUCAAGCCACCCCCACAAACAACACCAUCACACCGCUGAAGAAACCACCCAAGUGGCUCCGCAGACCAGUAGGAUCUUCGUUUGCUUUCGGUGGUAAACUCGUCUCUUGGGAGAAUAUUAAACCACCACCGCAGCAACCACAGCAGGCCGUGCCCCAUGUUGUGAACAUCAGCCAGGUAGUCACUGAAACAGACUUCUUAGACCGCUCCAGCCAGCUUCAGUCCACCCUCACUGCAGGAAGCUUCGUGGAAUUCUGCCAGAUGAAGAUUGAAGCUGCUCAGAAUGAGUUUGAGAGGACCGUUUGGGCUUUUCUAAAGGUUCAGUUUGAAGAUGAUGCUCGGGGAAAAUACUUGGAGCUUCUCGGGUACAAGAAGGAGGAACUAGCACUGAAGAUUGCAUCAGCAUUAGAAGGGAGAGACCACAAGUCAGAUGAAGCCAGUGAGGCUCCUCCCACAUUCCCACCUUCCACUGUCACUCAGCAAACCACGCCAGAAAUGGACUUGAUUCCAGUGGCUGAGCCUCACGCUCUUCCCGAGUUGGACCUCAUUCCACCUGUUAACGGUGAGCCAGAACCUGAGCUGGAGCUGAACGCUGUUCCUUUGGAUGAAGAGGAGUCCGGAAACGUUGACGUAACUGCUGAUGCACCAGAGGAGGAGGCAGCACUGGAGGAGGAGGAGAAAAAUGGACCCAUGGAAGAAGAGGAGGAGGCUCCAGCAGCUGAAGAGAGCCAAACACUGGAGGAGAUCCCUGUUGCUGAAGAGGAACCUGUUGCGGAUCAGAUCCCUGUACUUGAAGAGACCUCGUCUCCAUUCCCAGAAACUGUUAGCAGCAAAGCUAGCCAAGAUGUAGAUAGGCUGAUCACCCAAGCGCUGCUUAUUGGGGACUUCGAAGCUGCCGUCAACCUCUGCCUUCAUGAAAACCGAAUGGCAGACAGCAUCAUCCUGGCCAUUGCUGGAGGGCCAGAGCUGCUUGAGAAGACUCAGAAAAAGUACUUGGCCAAGACUCAAAGCAAGAUUGGCAAGCUCAUCAGCGCAGUGGUGAUGAAAGACUGGUUGGAUAUUCUUGAGACGUGUGAUCUCCACAACUGGAAGGAGGCUCUGGCUGCAGUCAUGACCUACGCCAAGCCAGAGGAGUUCUCCACCCUCUGUGGGCUGUUGGGCUCCAGGCUGGAGGCUGCUAAUGAUGCAGAGCUGCAGGCGCAGGCCUGUCUCUGUUACAUCUGUGCAGGCAGUAUGGAGCAGCUGGUGUCUUGCUGGUCCAAAGGACAGGAAUCCUGCAGCCCACUCUCACUGCAGCACCUGGUUGAGAAGGUGGUGGUUCUGAGACAGGCUGUGGAGAAGGCUCAGGGUGGUGUGGCUCCUGCUGUGGGCGCCCUGCUGGCAGAGAAGAUGAGUCAGUAUGCCGGCCUGCUGGCUUCUCAGGGCAGCCUACAGACUGCCCUCUCCUACCUACCCACCAACACCGAACAGGUUGCAGUGCAGCAGUUGCGUGAACGUCUGAGCAGGGCUCUGGGUCAGCAUGCCGCGGUCCAGGCGGCCCCCGCUGCACCAGUGCAGAACAGACAGCCUGUAGCCGUUCCUCAGCAGACCUACCUGCCAGUCCAGCCCCAGCCUCAACAACUGCCCCCUCAGCCCACACCUGCUGCCCCCAUACAACAGUAUUACCAGCAGGCUAGGGCCGCCUCUACUGUCACUUCCUGGAGUGACCAAACCCCAACAGUUCUGCCCAGUGUCCCUCGUCCGCUAGCCCCAGCAAAAGACCUCCAGGCUGAUCCAGCAUCAUAUGGUUUGCAGUCUCCAGUGAGUGCUAGUCCCACUGCAGCCAAUCCAUUCAUGUACUCCCAGCAGUACCAGACCUACCCCCAAGUCCAGCAGUUCACACCUGGUGCUGGGGGACCUUCUCUCUAUCAACCACUCCAGUACUCCUCUUCUACAGCCUCUGCUCUUCCUCCUCCACCUUCAUCCUCUGCGUCUGCUCCUUUCUACCCUUCCCAGUUCAUGCAUCCUGCUUCAUCUCAGCCUGCGCCUCCGGCCUUCCCCGGGCCUCCUCCACUCAUGGCGGGCCAGACGGGCCCUUCUGUGCCUCCUCCUCCUCUCUCCUCCUCCUCCUCUACCUUCUCUCCUCCUCCCUUCUCUUCCGGAGUCUCCUUCCAGCACGGCGGGCCGGGUUCACCCACCGCCUACCUUCCACCUCCACCCACUGGAGCCUCAGGUACACAGGCUGAGCCCGCCCUCAUCCCCGCCUCACAGAGAACAGGGGGAAUCAUCCAAGAUAGCUGGUUCUUGGAAGGGCCCCAGAAUGGAUGGAACGAUCCUCCAGCUCUUAGCAGAGGCCCCAAGAAGAAGAAGGUCCCAGAACACUACACUCCUCCUGCUCCCAUCACAGCACCCAUCUUGGCUCCGCUGGGAGACCCUCAGCAGGCAGCCCCUGCGCAGCCUCCUCAACAGCAACAGCAGCAGCCACAGCUCCCAGGACAGCCGGCUGGAGCUCCUCCACCAUUCACCCCCAUCCAGCAGCAGCCAAUGGUUCCAACGGUCAGAAACCCUGCUAUGCCCAGCAUGACUAUAGAAGGGGCACCUGGUGCUCCCACUGGAGGGGUCAUACAGCCAGUGCAGUCGCUGCCUUCUGAGAAGAUCAUGAAGAAGCCCAUCCCAGAUGAGCAUCUCAUUCUAAAGACGACGUUUGAGGGUCUGAUCCAGAAGUGUUUGGCUGCUGCCACAGAUCCGCAAACCAAGAGGAAGCUGGAUGAUGCUAACAAGAGGCUGGAAUCCCUUUAUGACAAAUUACGAGAUCAAACACUUUCUCCAGCCAUCGUGGGUGGUCUCCACAACAUAGCUCAGAGCAUCGAGUCCCGCUCCUACACUGAUGGCCUGAACAUGCACACGCACAUCGUCAGCAACAGCAACUUCAGCGAGACCUCUGCCUUCAUGCCAGUCCUGAAGGUGGUGCUAACACAGGCUAAUAAGCUGGGAGUCUGAUCUCGCGCGCACGCACACUACUUACUACUCAAUACCAGUAUUCCCGCUCCAACACAAGCCAUCCGUCAAUAAGGACCAACUGAUAUUGACAUGUACCGCCAGUCUUAUCAGAGCUGGAAUCGGGCAUUCCAGUUUACAGGCUUUUUCUUUAAGAUUCAAUUUUAUGUUUUGUUUAUGUCGCCAUUAUUUUAUAAAUGUGUAAUCAUGGCAGAGCAGAGUGCAAUGGGGAGAUUUCCCUUUUUUCUUUUUUGAAAAUUCAAAGGCAUGUUAUGAGUCAAUGCAAGGUUAAGGCAUCUGAUAUGAGAUAUAAGAUGUGUAUGGUAAGACAGAAUUUACAGGUUUUUCUCAUGUAAUUGAGCUUUCAAACAUUUGCAUUUUUAGCUUUUUUUUGUUUCAUGUCUUGUCUAAAUUAAUUUAGCCUAUUGAUGUGUAUGGUUGAUUAUCCAAAGCUUUGCCAUUUCUGUGAUGUUUAAUGCAAUCCCCCACAUUAUUGCAUUAUCUGUUGACCAGGAUGGAUAUAAAAUCUCAAACAAGCAGAUAUUUUCAAUAAAUGUUAUUUAUUUAAAGCUUUUAAGUUUUGAUUUAAUAUCAAUAGCUAAACAGAGCUAGUAGAUCAAUGUUUCUCCUUAAGGUUUAUGAAGCUGCCUAGUUUUUUUUGUUUUAAAAUCUUGAAGAAACCACACAAUGCAUUAAUAGUUCUGAUCAAUCGCUUUAAUUCAGUAGGAUUUACGAAACAUUUCUGAAAACGGAGGAGAAGACGAGCACUGUACAUCGUACGGGAUGGUUCUCUCUCAGAUCAAGCAUUGGUGAUGUUCACCAUAAAAGGGAAAGUUGCUGUUGUUGUUGUCUUCAGUCUCCAGGAUCACCUGAGUUUUGAGAUAUUAUAUGUUGUAUAUUCUCAACUUGCCUUAUGAUAGUAUGUUAGAGCCACUGGUUUUUCGAACACUAAGUCAGAGUUUGCGGGAAUGUCUGAGAGAAGAUCUCUUACUGCUGGUCACUGACUGAUUCUGUCUACAACUUUUCACGUUUUGUACGUGAAGGCUGCAGCGCUUCAUGUGCAACCUUUCACUUGGAGGGUUUUAGUGGACAAUGUUUAAAAGAAUAUUGUACAUUUUUGAAGGUGGAUGUUUCAUUAUAAGCCAGUUGUCAAAUAAAUUGAUAAACAUUUCUCAGAA
Molecule: messenger RNA, 5466 nt
Organism: Astyanax mexicanus (Mexican tetra)
Lineage: Eukaryota; Metazoa; Chordata; Actinopteri; Characiformes; Acestrorhamphidae
Gene: sec31a
Product: SEC31 homolog A, COPII coat complex component
Exons: 29
Coding region: 203-4291 (1362 amino acids)
Biological process (GO): intracellular protein transport; endoplasmic reticulum organization; COPII-coated vesicle cargo loading
Cellular component (GO): COPII vesicle coat; endoplasmic reticulum exit site
Molecular function (GO): protein binding; structural molecule activity
Source: RefSeq, a predicted model, not a curated record